Messenger RNA from Lytechinus variegatus (green sea urchin), 3884 nucleotides. It is a transcript of the gene prrc1, whose product is annotated as protein PRRC1-like. Gene Ontology annotation, biological process: activation of protein kinase A activity. Gene Ontology annotation, molecular function: protein kinase A regulatory subunit binding. Gene Ontology annotation, cellular component: cytoplasm. Lineage: Eukaryota; Metazoa; Echinodermata; Echinoidea; Temnopleuroida; Toxopneustidae. The record is from RefSeq and is a predicted model, not a curated record. Bases 136 to 1275 code for a protein of 379 amino acids. The transcript has 7 exons.
GGCAAUCCAAUUCUUGACGUCACAAACUUUCUGCGUAGGACAACGACAAGUGAAGUUCUUGGAUUUUGGACUUUUACGUGUUACGUUUCGGUAUACAUUUGUCUUUUCAGGUAGUAAUACUAUUGUGUUGUCACUAUGAUGGAAGAAGUGAGCAGUGAUGAUCAUAAAGACGUGACCCCAGUAGAGGAGGCAAAGGAAACACCACCUCCAGGAGAUGGAGGCAGCGCUCCACCUCCUGUUCCCGACAGUACUUCAUCCCUCCUGACUGGCCAGGUACCCCCUCCCCAACCCCUUGGGAGUCACAUCUACCCCCCUCCACCAGGUCCUACCAGUGAUCAAGGAGCCAUAUCAUCCAUGGGACAGCAGCAGCCACAGAUCUUCACACCCUCCCUACCUUCUGAGCCGGUGGGGACGUCCGGGUAUUCAGGGUAUGGGGUGGUGUCCAACCCUGAUCCUCAGAGCCCUCCGCCAAUGGAGAUCCCCCAUCAAGCCAGCGCCACCAGUAGUACUCCCGGGAUUACCCCUGGGCCUCACCCUGAAUCCUUGGGAGGGGGUGCAGGAGGGGGAGCAGGAGGAGGAGGUCUCUUCGGUUGGGGUAGUGGUAUCAUGAGAAAGGUCAUGGAGAAAACUAAGAGCUCAGUUGAUUCAAUGAUAACAACACUUGAUCCUGGUAUGGCACCCAUUAUUCGUUCCGGAGGAGAUGUGGACAUCAUCGUCGCAUCGGACAAAGAAGUGAAAGUGGCAGGAGUGCGGGAUGCAUUCCAGAAGGUGUUUGGAAGGGCAACGGUCACCGGUCUAGCUGCCCAGUCCAACAUCGCUCCCCAGCCGGAGGGGUAUGCUGCAGGGUUGAAGGGAGCGGAGGAGAGGAUCGGCAAUCUCAGGAGAAGUGGAGAGGUGCAUGAGAAACAACCCAUGGUCUCGGUCGAGAGCUUCAUAGCGGAGCUGCUUCCAGACAAGUGGUUUGAUAUCGGGUGCGUCAUCCUCCAAGAUCCCUACCAUGGAAUUAACCUAGAGAACUUCACCCAGGCCACGCCCAUCCCCUCCGACCUGGUGGAGGAGGCGCAGAGACUCACCCCUCCGGACUACAACCUGCGGUGGUCGGGGCUUGCCGUGACCAUCGGCGAGGUCAUCGAGAGGACGAACCAGGGGAUUCCCCGGUCGGACUGGCACAGGGUAUUCACCGGGAUGUCCAGGCAAGAGAUGAUCUACAGUGCGGCCAUCUCGUUAGCGGGAACGUACAAACUUCAGCUGUCCGGGAAGACGCAAACACUCUGAAUGGAACUCUAGAGGGCGGUGUGUAGAGGACUUGACUGAUUGUAUGCGGGCAUUACUACUGUCCAAGAGGAACUCGACUCAAAAGUAAUGGUUGCUUUGCUAUCGAUGGUUUGAAGACUUUUUAUCCUACGGGAGAGACUCGGAAUGGUAUCGUUCCGCGAGUAGGAUUCACUACCUAGAGUAUAAGAUACUAGAAUUCAUCCAGUCCAGGCAUGAAUUUACAGAAGGUAGAUUCAGUCAUUAUUACCCUCAUUGUAGGCAAACGGUGCCAAUGCCAAGAUAGAUAGCUCUUUGGAAAUCUGUUGGGUGGGUCGGGUAUUACUGUGAGCAAGUUUGCACGUGAAGCUACCUCAAACGGUAUGCAUAACAGGAGUCUCAAUGCAUCUCCCCAUCAAACUUGGGAACUGUAGGAAAAAGCCUUAAGCCUUUUGCCAAGGUUCCAUGAAAAUAACUUUUUUUUCCAUUGCAUAGGAGUAAACAAACACUACUGGAAAAGACUACAUACUCGCAGGCUGUCUGCUGAGAGCCUUUGGUAUCAGUCUCAUCGGCAGGGUAUUCAUUGCUCUGUACCACAAUUGACCAAUCAAAAUGAUUGGCUCUCCUGCUCCACAUUAUCCAAAUGUUGUUAACAUAUUUGAGUUGAGCCGCCAUGAAAGACGGCUCCUGAUUGGUUUCUGCAUGUACUGUACCAUGGAUGGCAACCUUGGGUUAAAUAUGUUGUUUUUGUUACUGUUUUCAUCAUUGUCACAUUGGUUGCAGAUUAGAAUUGAGAUGUACAUGUAAAAGGUGACCCUGCUGCUUUGGAAGUGCACCAUAGUGGAAAGAUGAGGGGGUUUUUUAAUGAUAAAAGAAAACUUUGGAGAAAAAUCUUUAUGAAGGUUUUAAUGAAAAUCCAUCAAAGAAUAAGAGUUAUGAAUGUCCAGUUAGUAAUUCAAUUCAAUUCUUUUAUUUCAUUUCCAUUCAAAACAUAAUACAUAAUACAAAAUACAUAAAACAUAAUACGUAAUUGACGUCAUUUGCAAGCUGCUCCCCUGUAUUUCAUGUGGAAUAAAUUCCAUAAAUUCCUGGAACAUGGUGAUUUAAAAUAUUUUUCUUAUAGAAGGGGUUAUCAAAUAAUGUGUCCGAUGGUGUAGCCACCACACAAGAAAAGUCACCGUAAUAUAUUUUAAAAGAAAAUUUCAUUUUGGGGGAAUUUAUAUCAAAUGAUAGCUGCACAUCUGGGAUGUCACGAAAUUGAACUUUAAUAAUAAUAACUAGCAUUUAGUAUUCUCUCCAUAGUUAACUAUGUCACAGCGUUUACAAACGAUUUAAACGAUUCUUUGAUACAUAAGAUUUUCAUCAAGCCUUUACAUUAUAUUUUUCUCUUUUUUCUGCCUAUAUUGAAACCAAUUUAUCGUAAAGGUGAACUUCCCCCUUUUUUUAAUUUGCAGCUCAUCAGUAGUCUUUCCACACAGACCCAAAACACUAAACAGCGGGAAGGCUUGCCAAUGAGAUUCAUUCUGUCUUUAAAAUCAAUUGACAAUCAAAUGCAAAAUUUGUGCAUGCAUUAUUGCAUUGUGGCUAUAUCCUGAAAUCAUUUUCUGACAUUUAAAGGAUAUAAGGUCAAAGGUGACGGGUCACAGAGGUCAUGAAGUACAUUGGAAUUGACUUAAAGAUCAAUCGACAAUCAACUAUAAACCUUGUACACAUGUCAGUAGAGUGUGAAGCAUUCCUCUCGUUUAAAGUGAAUGUUAAUUAGGUCAUUGUAGUAGUGGUCACAGAGUACGAAGGGUUUCCCGUGUCUUUGCACCUAAAAAUUUGAACUUGACAUUAAAAAUGAAUUUCAUCAAAAUUCCACAAAAUUUUCACUUGAUAUUGUUCCUUAUGCUCUUGAGAGUAAGUGUGCCAAAAUUUCGAUGACAAUUUGAGCAAAGUAUGUGAUAUUCCUGCAAAAAAAAAGUCUUGGCCAGUCAUUUUCCGAUAUGAUGCCCAAUGUCUGCACACCCAUUCACUUUACACACAAUUCAGGGAUUUUGAUGAGAAAGGGCUGCAUUGUGUGACUGUUACAUGAAAUGCCUGAAAUUCAAUAUUAUUGCUAUUUCAACUCGAAUUUUAAGUGUAUACAUGUCUAUGAAUCGCAGGUGUAAAUAGUGGCCGUUGCCUGUCUUCCUUUAUUAGAAUCGUGUAGAUACAUGCAUGCACGCACAGGCAAGGGGCACUGCGCAAACUCAGGAUAAUACGCCAAACAAGAAGUGGCUGCUUUUAAUGAUAACCUGGGGUAUCAUCUUGAAGAACACGGCCAAUUUAUACACACAGGCAUUGCCAUAGAUUCAUUAGACUGGGAGCCAAUUUUCCCUUCAAUCAAUUCAGAUGGUAACUGAUGUUUAACAACAUUUGAAUUAUUUCCAUUAAUUUUUUUAUGAAAGAUUUUGAAUUCAAUGUAAAUGUGUGGCAUAUAUUUGGAAUUAGGAAAGAACCAGUACAUCCCAAGGCCAGAAUUAGUCUAGGUCUAGCUAUGAUAUCAAAGAGACUGGUUAACGUUACAAAUGUCUCAUUUAAAAUACAUUUAAAAUACCUGUUCUUGAUGUGUGCUGUAUUUGAUAUUGUUCAUGUGGAUGAAAAUACACAGG